AACCCAGAGAAUCUAUCGCUUGCCAGCCAGCCUACGUCAACCCCUCUCCUCCUACGUCUAUUCUACAUACCACAGUCACCAUGGGUGGAGGCGGAAAGAUCCCGUAUCCCAAGGAAGUCUGGUCUCCCGCCGGAGGCUGGUACGCUCAGCCCGCGAACUGGAGGCUCAACACUGCCAUCAUCGGCGCGGCUGCCCUUGGAAUUGUUGCUGCCGUCUGGAGCAUCAGCGCCGACCGUGAGCACCGCGAUAAGAUGCCGGAGCCCGGCAGAUUCUUCCCCAGUCGCUACUGGAGCAGGGAAAUCAUUGAGCACGAAAGACAACAAGCGGCGAAGAACCAGUCAUAGAACGGCAGUGUGAUGACGAGCAGAGGGGAAAAGGCAACCGUGGAGGAUUUCUAUGGCAUGAUCGGUUUUUGUUUCAUAAUCCUGUGGGCUGUACGACAAUAGAAGGGCGUUCUUCAAUCGGUCAGUUGAUCUUGAUCUGAAAGUGCUUCUGAGGAGACUCUUCGAAUGUUCGAUACAGGCGCUGUGUGUACAGACGGACCCGUUCCGUGAACUCAGUUUCGUUCCAAAGCUCCCUCCCAUCGCUAGAUGUAGAUAUGUGAGGCACCCCGAUCUGCUCCACCACGAAACUGGCUGCGACAGUAGCGAAGAUCAAGGCAGCCAGGAUAUGAUCAUGCUUUGAACCAGCUUUCACUGCCUUCUGCCACGUCGUAGACUCCGCGAGAACCGAGUCGAUAA
This is a messenger RNA of Aspergillus heteromorphus CBS 117.55, 740 nucleotides long. RefSeq lists its product as uncharacterized. The transcript is spliced from 3 exons. The record is from RefSeq and is a predicted model, not a curated record. NCBI's taxonomy places the organism in Eukaryota, Fungi, Ascomycota, Eurotiomycetes, Eurotiales, Aspergillaceae. The coding region runs from base 81 to 344 and encodes 87 amino acids.